This is a messenger RNA of Wickerhamiella sorbophila, 864 nucleotides long. RefSeq names its product 2-methoxy-6-polyprenyl-1,4-benzoquinol methylase, mitochondrial. Gene Ontology annotation, biological process: ubiquinone biosynthetic process. Bases 1 to 864 code for a protein of 287 amino acids. The record is from RefSeq and is a predicted model, not a curated record. Lineage: Eukaryota; Fungi; Ascomycota; Dipodascomycetes; Dipodascales; Trichomonascaceae. Gene Ontology annotation, molecular function: methyltransferase activity. The transcript has a single exon.
AUGAUCUUCAAACAGAUCAGAAGUGUAAACGCAAGUGCCCGGUUGCACAGCAAACUCUACUCGUCUACAACACAUUUCGGGUACCGAACAGUAGCUCAAGAAGAGAAAGAAAAAUUAGUUCGUGGUGUAUUCUCGAAUGUUGCUGAAAACUACGAUUAUAUGAAUGAUGCCAUGUCAGCCGGUAUUCACAGGUUGUGGAAGGAUCAUUUUGUCUCAAAGAUUGACCCUGGACGCCGUCCUGGUGGGAAUGAGUUAUCUUUCUUGGAUAUUGCAGGAGGAACAGGUGAUAUUGCGUAUCGUAUUCUUGAGCACGCCGCUAAAGAGCACGGUGACUUCGAAAGCAAAAUGAUCAUUAGUGACAUCAACCCAGAGAUGCUGGGUGAAGGCGUCAAGCGUUUUGAAAAUACUAAAUACCAUUCGAAAUCACGUCAAGGUGAAAGAGUUUCGUUUAAGGUUCAAAAUGCGGAGGUUCUUGACGAAAUCCCUGAUAAUUCGCAGGACCUGUAUACUGUCUCAUUUGGCAUCCGAAACUUCACUGAUAUUCCCAAAGCUCUAAGUACAGCGCACAGAGUCUUGAAGCCUGGUGGAGUUUUUGCAUGUCUUGAGUUUAGUAAAGUGACGAAUCCGCUUCUAGCUCAAGUUUACUCGACUUAUUCUUUCAACGUGAUCCCUCUCUUGGGUCAGGUGCUAGUUGGUGACCAUGAUUCCUACCAAUAUCUCGUUGAGAGUAUCGACCGUUUCCCUGACCAAGAAACUUUUGCUCAGAUGAUUAGGGAUGCUGGCUUUGCUACAAACGGAGCUGGCUAUGAGAAUUUGACGUUUGGUGUCGCAGCCAUCCACACUGGUGUGAAGCCCAUCGUAUAG